Periophthalmus magnuspinnatus is the source of this 5888-nucleotide messenger RNA. RefSeq names its product leptin receptor (gene lepr). Gene Ontology annotation, biological process: cytokine-mediated signaling pathway. Gene Ontology annotation, molecular function: protein binding; cytokine receptor activity. NCBI's taxonomy places the organism in Eukaryota, Metazoa, Chordata, Actinopteri, Gobiiformes, Gobiidae. The coding region runs from base 249 to 3524 and encodes 1091 amino acids. The transcript has 21 exons. Gene Ontology annotation, cellular component: external side of plasma membrane. The record is from RefSeq and is a predicted model, not a curated record.
CUACGGGAGAAGCUCCGUGAGUGUGACACCGGGACAGUCUACGGGAGAAGCUCCCGGAGUGUGACACCGGGACAGUCUACGGGAGAAGCUCCCGGAGUGUCGCUGUUUUGUUUCGGAUCCUGUUUCGGACAUGGAGCCUAAAGUCCAGCGGCGGCGCGCGGACCGUCCACCUCAGAACCAGAAGUGACCGCGGAAUAGACUGUUUCACUCCAUUCAACUUUGAGCCAGGCCAUGUCAUCGCUCUGAAGAUGGCCUGGAGACAAUUGGGGUCUUUUUGGGUGUUUGUUUUGCUGGUGUCCAACGGAGUUCACACUUUAAAGAGCGGCUCCUCAUCGAGAGGGGGAGGGGCCUUGAACCUCCCAUGGCACGAUGAGCUGUGCUGUGACUCACCCCACACCACUGCAGAGGAGAAGCCCCCAGAACAUGAGAGCAGCAAUAAAUCACGCCCCCUGCUGUUUACCCAGUGUAACUUCAGAAGUGAACAUCAUCACAACUCCUCCGGGGGUCUCUGUGUGGAGGUGAUCUGCAGGGUCAGAUAUGACGGGAGCGUGGACGACGGGAGCGUGGACGACGGGAGCGUGGACGACAGGAGCGGGGGUGACAGGAGCACCUUCACCUGUGAGCUGCACUCUGACCAAUCGGCAUUCAGCACGACUCCCACAACCAUCAGCCUGCAGCCUGUAUCCGGCUCCGCAGGGAUUCGUCGGCCUGCAUGGCCUGUUAUCUGUGAAGGGAACAGUUCUCUCACAUGUUCCGUGGUUCUUGAUGCUCUAAGUUCUGACGUUGUAGUAACCAUCACUGUUGCUAACGUCACUUCUUCACCUGCUCACCUCAAAGCUCCCGCAAAACCUGUUAAACCUGGAGCUCCAGUGAACCUCUCCCAUCACCAGACCAUCAACGCAGAGCUGGUUCUGAAUUGGGACCCUCCCCCAGGCGAGUCGGGCCAGCUGAGAUACGAGGUCCUCCAACGCUCCUCCAACGAGACACACUCCACCCAGGAGGUUUUGCAGACGUCUCUAGAGCUUAGAAUGUUUUUAGACUUGGAGGUCAAUAUAAACUACAGCCUUCAGGUUCGCUGUUCAGCCCCUGUGGACCCCCCAGUGUGGAGCGACUGGAGCAAAGCCCACCACAUCAGUCUGGACAUUGUGAGCUACGUUCCAGAGAUCGUGAAGGCGCGUCCAGAUGAAGCCGUCACAGUCUUCUGUGUGUUUAAUGAUCCUCAUUUAAAAUCCAGCUCAGCUCAAUGGACCCUGAACUACGAGCACCCGCUACCACGCCGCCUGUACCACCCCGUCAACCAACGGGUGAGUCAGAUAACAGUGAGGCCGUCAGAUAAACGCAUGUACGAGUUGCUGCAGUGCACGCAGGAGUACGUCAUCUCGUACAGCCACAUCUUUGUUCAAGGGGCUGCCAUUAAUAUAACCUGCCAAACAGACGGGAGCAUGAACGAGAUGGAAUGUACUUGGAAGAGUGAAGAGUGGACGGACCACACGUUUAAGUCCAGGUGGGCUGAUCUGCUGUGUGACGAGAUGGAGCAAAGAGAGAGGGAGGGGGAGGAGCUUGGAUCACCAGGACCAACGUGUCUCCACCAGAAGUCCUGCAGACUCCGCCCCCUCCGCAUGACCUGCUACAGGCUGUGGCUGGAGAUAGACUCCCCGCUCGGCCCCAUCACCUCCAAACCCAUCUAUGUGUCUCCUGUGGACCACGUGAAGCCAGACCCGGCGUCUCACGUGCUCGCUGUGACUCUCAGUUCUGGGCUCCUGUCAGUCACAUGGGACCCUCCUUCUCUGCCCGUUGAGGGGGUGCAGUGCCAGUUCAGAUACCAUGCCCCGUCCACCAUGGGCCAGCCUGAGUGGAACGUCCAGCCUCCUGUAUUGCCCCCUGGAGACAAGGUGAACAUCUCAGACGUCUGUGUGUCAUAUGCAGUACAAGUGCGCUGCCAGCCCACGCACGGCUUCAGAUACUGGAGUGACUGGAGCAAGACUGUUUACUCUGCCCCUCAGAACAGCCAAGCACCGGAGCGUGGGCCUGAUUUCUGGAGAGAAUUUUCCCAUGAUGCAAAUGGAAACCGAACAACAGUAACGCUCCUUUUUGAGCGUGUUCAGACUUCAGGCCUGCCUUACUGUGUGGACGGCCUCAUAAUCACACACCAACCUCUGAACGGCUCGGCCUCAGAGGAGAGAACGGGCCUAAAGACGUCUCAUAGUUUUGAAUGGGACCAUGGCGUACAAACUCUUACCGUGGCAACCUACAACAGCCUUGGACGAUCUGCAAAGAACUUCAACCUCAUCUUGAACGAGCAAAUGAAACGUCGCACUGUGCGUUCAUUCCAUGUGUUCCUGGUGAAUAGCUCCUGUGUGUCUCUGUCCUGGUCUCUCGUGGACAGCAGCUCUGUGCCUCAGUCUCUGGUUCUACAGUGGAAUCACUCACAUCAGGAGAGCCACAAAAGCACAACCACAUGGAGGAGGCUGCGCUACACCGACCCACCUGUACACGUCAGAGGAGACUUCUUUGGUUCAGAGGAACACGACUUUUAUUUGUUCCCUGUGUUUGCGGACGGCGAGGGACAGAACGUCCACACGCGAGCUGUGAGGAGGGAGGCCGGGGCCUUCAUCCUCCUCAUCAUCGUCUCCUUUCUGUCCAUUGUGCUGCUCGUCACUUUGGUCCUUUCUCAAAACCAAAUGAAGAAAAUCGUGUGGAAGGAUGUUCCCAACCCAAACAAGUGCUCCUGGGCCCAAGGUGUCGACUUUAGAAAGAUGGACACUUUUGACCAUCUCCUGAGAGCUCCAGAGGUGCUCCCAGCCUGGCCACUGCUUCUGGCCGGUGAAACCAUCUCUACUGUGGUCAUUAUGGACAAGACUGACCCCCCAGUGCUGGUCCAGCCUCCACUGGACCCUCCCGUCCUCUACAUUUGUGAUUUUGAUUCCCAAGACAACGAGAAGCUCCUGACUGAAGCUGCAGCGGAUAAUACAGAUGUUUCAAACCCAGACACGACAACUUUCCUUUUGUCCCAAAUACUGGACCCGACUAAAAAUGACUCUGCCUCCUGUUCAGUCACCUAUGCGACUGUGGUGCUGUCUGACCCUAAACUAAACCAGCAUUUUCAAGAUAGCGGUGGGUGCAGCUCUUGUGAUGAAGGUAAUUUCUCCGCUAAUAAUUCAGAUAUAUCGGAUUCUUCCCAUGGUGCAUUGUGGGAACUGGAGAGCAGUAAAACCGGAGAUUCGGACGUAGACCAACGCCAUUCCGGCUCUUAUAACUCAGUGGAGGAAAUGUCCAAAUCUUCUGAUCAAGAAGACGAGAAUAAACAAGAAAUAGACUUGUACUAUUUGACUUUGACCGGUGAGGACAGCAGGGAGGAGGGACAUAAACAUGACCUCUUAAAAAGGCUAAUUUUAAGUAAAGAAAACUGUUCCUUGCCUUUGCUCAAUGUUGAAGAUGACUCGGACGAGAAAACUGAGCUGCUUUCUGCUGCCCCUGGUGGCUUUUCUCCGCUCUAUCUGCCACAGUUCAGGACUGCUCCCUGAAAUCACAAAUAAGCCCCAGCUGUGAACGUGUAAGAGUGACCUUUGAACAACCUCUGAACGACCUAUGAACGCAUACUAGUGACCUCUGAACGACCUCGGAACGUGUAAGAGCAUCCUCCAAACUCAUGUGAACAACAUCUGAACGACCUAUGAACACAUACGAGGAACCUCUGAACACAUACGAGCGACCUCAGAACGACCUCUCAAAGAUCUCUGAAUGCGUAAGAGUGGCCUCUGAACGCGUGCAAAUGACCUCUGAGCGACCUCUGACUCCGUCCAUAUGACCUGUGAGCGACUUCUGACUGCGUACAUAUGACCUCUGAGUGACCUCUGAAUGCGUACAAAUGAUCUUUGUACUAUCAAAAUACAUUGUGUAGUUGAACUUUUAUCAAAGCACAUUUUCCAUGAAAAGUGAAUGAAAAACCAUACCUCUGAUGACGACUUCUGACGUGUCCCGACGUGUCCCAACAUGUCUCAAAGUGCGCUGACAUGUCCCGACGUGUCUCGAUGUGUUCUGACUUUUUCCGACGUGUCUCUGUGUCAUGUGUUCUGACGUAUUUCUUACGUGUCCCGACAUGCUCUGACAUGCUCUGAUGUGUCUUGACAUGUUCCGACGUGUCCUGCCAUGGUCUGACACGUUCUAACCUGCUCUGAUGUGUCCCGACGUGCUCUGACGUGCUCCAACGCGUUCUGCUGUGUCCUGGCGUGUCCUGGCGUGUCCUGGCGUGUCCUGGCGUGUUCUGGCGUGUUCUGACGUGUUCUGACGUGUUCUGACGUGUUCUGACACUUUCAUCAGCUCUAUUUUGUGUUUGAAAUGAGGGACAUGGCUCAUUUUGAGGCAUUUUUUCCAUUGAGUGAUUUUCAAAUUACUUGAUACAAAAGUUUUAAUUUAUGGGUUGAAAGUCACCACCUGCUUGUCUCCAUGGAGAUGUUAUUUCUUUGCCUGGAAUGUUCCCCAAUAUGGCUUUAAACUUCUGUGAGUUUCAGUAGUGUUAUGACUAAAGCAGUGGUUCUUAACCUGGGUUCGAUCGAAUCCUAGGGGUUCGGUGAGUCAGUCUCAGGGGUUCGGCGGAGGUCAAAACACAGACGCUGGCUGUGUCCCAAUUCAACAAAUGCACCCUUCAAUAUGCCUAUUGAAGUACCUGCCCGACUUAAUUUAAUGGCACAAUGGCGCAUUUAAGGGCAUUUAAGGGCAUUUAAGGGCAUUUAAGGGCACUUGAAUUGAGACAUGGCAUGAGACACGGCCAGAGUGAUGCCCCAGCAUUGACUGGGAGGAUCCCGGCGACAACUGCGCUCUGAUUGGACAUCUUUGAGGGACCACGGAAGCACAUUGCCGAAAUUAGGUGAUGGGUGUGUGUUAAAAUGUUAAAAAUAAUAAAUUGCAUAAAUACAAUAAGUUCAUUAUUGGAAUACAUAAGAUUAAAAAUUAAAAUCAUUUCAGUGUGGUAGUAUUAAAAAAGGUCAUGUCUUUGUGAAAAGGUAUGUAUGUAAUUUGUUGUGAGUUCAUGCAUUGUAUUGGUUUUAUUCUUUGAACACAGUGAUGUUAAUGCACGGUUCAUUUUGUGCACCAGUAAAACAUACAGGUGUCUUGAGUUUGAAAAAAAACAUAUUUUAUUUUUUCAAUAAAGAAGGGUUCAGUGAAUGUGCAUAUGAAAGUGGUGGGGUUCAAUACCUCCAAAAAGGUUAAGAACCACUGGACUAAAGAAUGCUUUAAAUACAUGCUUUCUAUAGAGCAAACCUGUAGCACCGCCUGGUGGCAUUGCCUACUCAUCUCCAUGGAGAUGUUACUGUUUUUCCUGGGAUUUUCUUUGCAAAAUGACUGCGCAGUAUUGCUUAAAGUACAAUGUGCAACAAAGCUCAUGUGAGUGUGCCAAGGGUCAGGGGUUAUGGGUUAAAUGUUAAGGGUUAUGGGUUAAAGGUUAGGGGGUUAGGGGUUAAAGGUUAAACGUUAAAGGUUAAGGGUUAAGGGUUAAAAGUUGUGUUCAUGCAUCUACGUCAGGUUGUAAAAUGCCUAUAGUUUAAAGUGAAGCUGGAUGGGUCACAUUUCUAUUGUGAAGUUUCCUGUUUAACUGUGAAAUCCAGAUGUGAAUUCAAAAGGGCAGCACCAACAUGGAAGAUCCUCAGUGUUGCUUUACAAUUUUCUUUACACCUGUAUAUGAGGUAGUACACCUGUACACGAGGUAGUACACCUGUGCACGGUGUAGUACACCUGUGCACGGUGUAGUACACCUGUGCACGGUGUAGUACACCUGUGCACGGUGUAGUACACCUGUGCACGGUGUAGUACACCUGUGCACGAGGUAGUACACCUGUGCACGGUGUAGUACACCUGUGCACGGUGUAGUACACCUGUGCACGGUGUAG